AUGGAUUCUGCAAAGUUUACCAAUGAAUUACAGGGAUCGUCCUCCCAGGAUUUGCAAGUUCCAGUGUCAUCUACAGUUUUUUCAGAAACACAUUCGCCAAAAGAAAUACAAAUACCCAUAAUUCAAGUGUCUUUGUCCAACCAAGGUUCUUCACCAGUCUUGACAGUACAUCCAGCUUUAGAAAUAAUCACAGAUUCUUCCUCAAAUGCGAACCAGAUUUCAUCUGCUAUUAUUCAGCAAAGGUUUGGUUCAGGUGUGCUUUCCCAUCAACCUGCUUCCUCUUCAAUUGUAAGCACACCAUCCCUUAAAAAUCUUCUUGUGAAAAAUGUCAACAGGACAUUGGCAGAAGAUGGGUCCACAGUUUCAGUUUUGCAGCCAGCACUUUCCUCUCCAGAGAAAACGUCAUGGGUAGGAUCCUCUGUUAUUGAUAAACCAGAACAGUUGCAAUCACAAGUAAGGAUAGGACAGCAAGGUUUUGAAGUCAAUCAAGAUCAGCUCCGAAUUCAACAAGUAGGACUCUCUGCUGACAAUAUAGAUGUACCUUGGAAACCAAUGGCAACUGAUAUAACAGAAUGUAUUGUUAAUCCGGAACAAUGCACCACAACUACUGUUAUAAAUGUUGACAGAAUAUCAUCAACGUCCAUUGUUCUCCAAAAGGCACAGGAGGAUUUUUCUGUCAUCGCCGAAGAUUCUCCCACGAUACAUGAGGAGUCACUUCCUAUAGAUGCUGUUAUAGAGACUAUAGAGGAAUAUGUUGACAAUGCAGAAUCACAACCAAAUGGACAACCUGGUAAAGCUCUUUUGAUGACAGAACUAGGCUCUGCCGGUGGAAUUGUGCAACAGAAUACAGAUUGGAACAUUGAUGGGAACACAGCUUUUGAUAUGCAUAUAAAGAGACACUCUGACAAUGUUAUAGCUAAAAUAGGGUUUAACCAACCACAAGUUGUUGAUAGUGCAUACAAUCGCAAAUUUACCGUGACAUCGAAGGGAUUGGCUGCACCUUCACAAAUCUCUGAAAGCUUAUUCCAAGCAAUUCAAACACAUGCAAAAACAAGCUUGACUGGAAGAUACCAAGAUGAUACACAGGUUUUAAGAAGUGAUGUUAACUCCUGGGAGAGUCAAAACUUUCCUUUAAAUUCAGACCCAACAAACAUUUUUAGAGUGAACUACAUAGAUGGUAAGAGGCAUACUGCCAUACAGAAAAAAUCGAAGGACACGUCUGAAGGAGUUGAAGGACCAAAUGAACAACCAAUUUCACGUGUACAGUCAACGGAACAGCCACUCCACAUUCAGAAUGAAAUGCACCGCUUAGGGCUUCAUGUACAUAUUGAUAAAGUACAAGACAGUGAAGGCGCAAAGUUGGAAGAUCUUGAUAAAGAGAGACACCAAUGUACCUCUGAAACAGCAGAAGCUAAAAAUAUAGUGGCGACAGACGACCACAACAACUAUGUUAUGUUUGGUAAAAGUGCAGAAAAUAUUGAAUCAUCAUCAUCCAAACACUGCACUGCCAACAUGUCACAGGAGAAAAACGAUUCUGUUGUUCAGGGGGAUACUGACGUAGGAAGACAUGCUGGUUUAAUCACUGAUACACCUGUUAACGAUGCUGCUUUUUGUAACAAAUUGUUAUCACUGACAAGUUCAGUGAGUGAUGGACAACCCAAACUGACACCAGUACUAGCAGAAAAUGACAAGGAAACAUUAACACGUACUUGUGAACCAGGUGUUGAUACUACAAACCUGUUUAGAAGAGAAAUCGCUCGCAUUGUUAUACUCCCAAAUCAGGUCAGUGGUAAAACAGAACUUACUGUUAAAGGACCAGAUGAUGGGAAAUCAGGUGCCAUGAAGAAAAAGGCAUUGCUCGUUCCAAUCAGAAAUAUUAGUAGAGUGAAACAAACAGAAGCAGAUUCAACAUCUGUACACAUUGAAAAGGAAUGUACAUCAAAAACACAGAAUGUUGAUGUGGUUUGCCAAGAAAGUCUAGAUAAAGAGCAAAUGGAAAAAUCUGUGGUGGCUCUGAAACCACUCAAUACCAUAAUUGAAUGUGAAUUAAGUGUACUACAGAGGCCGAAAAAAAUUACCAGAUAUUUCAAAGAAAAAGCUAAAAAACAGGAGACAAAGCAGCAGUGUGUUCGAAAGGAAAAGAAGGCUGUAAAUCAACAGAGUCAGCUUGACCAGGAAGUGUCUGCAGAGAAAGAAGAUAAAGUCCCAUUUGUGAAGGAUGAUACUAAUCCGACGCAAGUGAAAAUUCAUCAAAACCAUGCAGAAUUGCUUGAAGGAAAGCGCUCAAAGGCAUUCACUUGUAAACAGUGUGGACGAGGCUUCAGCCACCUUGGGGACUUCAACAGUCACUUGAAAGCACACAAGGAUGGAAUGCCUUUUACCUGCAAUGUGUGUGGAGUUGGCUUCAGGAAAAGUGGUCAUCUAAUUAAUCAUAGUAGGCGACACACUGGUGAGAAACCAUUUGCCUGUACAUUAUGUAAUAAUGCGUUCGGACAACUCGGUACCCUGAAGCGGCACAUGCGCAUUCAUACAGGUGAAAAACCAUAUGAAUGUCCUACAUGUAAAAAAAGAUUUUCGCAGUUAAGUUACAUGAAAGUGCACAGGCGAUCCCAUACUGGGGAAAGGCCAUUUAAAUGUGAUGUGUGUGAUCACAGUUUCUUGCAAAGUGGAGAUCUAAAGAAACAUAAACUACGCAAACACAAUGCCAAGAAAGAACUGUCAUGUCCUCACUGCCCUAAGAAGUUUGGAGAUAAAGUUGAUAUAAAGCGGCAUAUCAAAACACAUGAUGGCAAACUUGUGUGUAAAGCUUGUGACAAGAAAUUUGAUAAUGUGGACAGCGCAAAAAUCCACAAACAGCUGUUUCACUCAAAGGGAAAAGCAAAAGAAUUGCCCCAUCAUUGUGCUGUGUGUGAUAUAGGGUUCAAACUAAAAACUGACCUGCGGUCUCACAUGGCCAACUGCCAUCCAACAGAUACAAAGAAGGAAAAAAUAACAAGUAGAGGGAAAGGAAAGAAAGGAGGAAAGAAAAGGAAAAAAAACAAAAGUGAAGUGGAAGACAAUGAUUCAGAUCUGGAAGAAGACAGGAACAACAUGCAGGAGGUAGAAACUACUGCCACGAAAUCGGAUGAAAAUGACGAACAGAAAGACCAGGGAGAAGAGGCGGAAAUAGAAUCAGCGAUAAGGGGAUCAAGGAAAAGAAAAGCAAGCCAGCAGCAUAAGUUUUUGACUGCAAAGCUUGAUCGUCCAAAACGAUCAAGACGGGCAAAAGAAUAUUAACAGAAUGUUCAGUGUAUACUGAAUUUUGUCUGACCAAAUGGAUAAGGAUGACCUUAAGAAGCAGUUCUUAAUAUUCUACACACCCGUCAAAAUUUUGAACAUAAUUAUGGUAUGUUGUCCGUCUGUUCAU
Ylistrum balloti is the source of this 3406-nucleotide messenger RNA. RefSeq lists its product as uncharacterized. NCBI's taxonomy places the organism in Eukaryota, Metazoa, Mollusca, Bivalvia, Pectinida, Pectinidae. Gene Ontology annotation, molecular function: RNA polymerase II cis-regulatory region sequence-specific DNA binding; DNA-binding transcription factor activity, RNA polymerase II-specific. Bases 1 to 3276 code for a protein of 1091 amino acids. Gene Ontology annotation, biological process: regulation of DNA-templated transcription. The transcript has 3 exons. The record is from RefSeq and is a predicted model, not a curated record.